AUGCUAAAUGGAUCAAUACCUGCAUGUAUUGGCAAUCAGUCUAGUCUGAGAUAUCUGAAUUUGAGGAGCUCUAACAAUCUCAGUUCUACUAUUCCAACAACCUUGUGGAGCCUUACUUAUGUUUUGGAGGUUUACUUACAUUCAAGCUCUUUGAGUGGCUCCCGUUCUUCAGAAAUUGAAAGUUUGAAGGUCCUCAACGUAGUUGAUUUAUCGGGGAAUCAACUAUCAGUCUCAAGGCUAAACAUUGUGGAAGAUAUUGCUAUGGCAUUGGAAUAUCUUCAUCAGGGUAAUUCAACACCAAUUGUUCAUUGUGAUUUAAAACCCAGCAACAUACUACUGGAUGAAGAUAUGGUGGCACAUGUUGGUGACUUUGGCAUUGCCAAACUAUUGGGUGGAGGAGAAGCUAUGAGACAAACAAUGACAUUAGCAACCAUUGGAUAUAUGGCUCCAGAGUGUGGAUCCAAGGGAAUUGUUUCUACAAGAUGGGAUGUAUAUGCUUUCGAAGAUUCAACAGAAGACCCGAUAAACAUGAGCGAUGAUUUGAUUAUGCUCCAAAAGUUCAAGAAAAAUGAUGUUGAAGGAUAUCAGAGCAGAGCGUAA
Messenger RNA from Tripterygium wilfordii, 600 nucleotides. Its product is annotated as LRR receptor-like serine/threonine-protein kinase EFR. Bases 1 to 600 code for a protein of 199 amino acids. Gene Ontology annotation, biological process: protein phosphorylation. Lineage: Eukaryota; Viridiplantae; Streptophyta; Magnoliopsida; Celastrales; Celastraceae. Gene Ontology annotation, molecular function: protein kinase activity; ATP binding. The transcript is spliced from 4 exons. The record is from RefSeq and is a predicted model, not a curated record.